Messenger RNA from Rubroshorea leprosula, 1594 nucleotides. The record is from the annotation of a GenBank genome assembly. Lineage: Eukaryota; Viridiplantae; Streptophyta; Magnoliopsida; Malvales; Dipterocarpaceae.
ACACCAAGGUGAUGACUGAUUGAAAGAGAAAAAAAAAAAAAAAAAAAAAAAAAAAAAAAAAAAAAAAAAAAAAAAAAAAGAGCAAAAAGAAAAAGGAGGAGAGAAGAAGAUCCAAAAGAAACCAACAUGGGGUCCAAAUUCAUUGAAGUAGCGACAUUGUUAAUGCUAGCUUUGGUCACAAAAACACAAGCAGUGUCUUUUGAUGUUAAAAGAUAUGGAGCAAAAGCCAACGGAAACACAGAUGAUGCCACGGCUAUUAACAAUGCAUGGAAGGACGCUUGUGCAGCUACCGAUCCGAGCACCGUGGUGAUCGGUGAAGGGACUUACAUGGCGGGUUCUUUAACGUUCCAGGGGCCCUGUAAGAAUCCGGUAACCGUUCAGGUCAAGGGCACUAUAAAAGCCCCGAAAGAUACCGCCAAGCUGAAGGGUCAAGACGGAUGGGUCGUUUUCCAAAAUGUCAAGGGAUUAACAGUUAAUGGGGGUGGAUCAUUUGAUGGCCAAGGAUCUGUUGCUUGGUCCAUAAAUGAUUGUGCAAAAACUGGACAAUGCAAUGCUCUCCCCAUCAACUUACGACUCACGGGGCUUGCCAAUUCCAAGUUCCAAGAUGUAACUUCAAUCGACAGCAAGCUCUUUCACAUGAACAUCAUAAACUGCAACAACUUGACUCUCCAGCACAUAACUAUCAAUGCACCGGAUCACAGCCUCAACACAGAUGGAAUCCACAUCGGCCGGUCCAAAGGGGUGAAUAUCACAGGCGCCGAUAUUAAAACCGGGGACGAUUGCGUAUCCCUUGGGGACGGAGCUCAGCAAAUCAAUGUCGAGAACGUGAAAUGCGGUCCUGGCCAUGGCAUCAGCGUGGGAAGCCUUGGGAAGUACCAGAACGAAGAGCCUGUUAUCGGGGUUACAGUUAGAAACUGCACCAUCACAAACACCAUGAACGGCGUUAGGAUCAAGACAUGGCCAGGUUCUCCCAACGGUAUUGCUUCCAAUCUUCACUUCGAAGAUAUUGUGAUGAACAAUGUUAGUACUCCUAUUCUUGUCGACCAAACUUACUGCCCCUAUGGCCAAUGCGAAGAGGCUCCAUCAAAGAUUAAGAUCAGCGAUAUUAGCUUCAAGAACAUCAGGGGCACUUCUGCAACUCAGCUUGCUGUGAGGAUAAUAUGUAGCAAAGGGAUACCGUGCAAGAACGUGGCCAUUAGCGAUGUCCACUUGACAUACAACGGGAAAGAAGGACCAGCAACGUCAGAAUGUGCAAACGUGCAACCGACCGUCACUGGUGUCCCGGCUUCGCUUGCUUGUGCCAAGUCUUUGCCUUCGUAAUCUUCCUUGUUCUUGAUGCGAGAAGAAUCCAGAAUAAUGGGUGCUUAAAUUAAAUAAAUGUCAAGAGAAAUCCAUAAUUUUUUUUUCUUUGUAUUUAUUUACUUUUGUUCGACCUAUGCACCCCCUCAUGCUUCCUUUGCAUGAUGAGAGACUGGUGAAUUAUAGUCUGUGAAGACGACAUUGGCCUCCUUUUCUACUAGGAUUGAUAUUCCAUGUAAAAAGAGAAAUUUAAAAAUUCCAUUAUUUUCUUUUUCAAUAAUUUAGCCAUUUAUUA